Molecule: messenger RNA, 342 nt
Organism: Mesorhabditis spiculigera
Lineage: Eukaryota; Metazoa; Nematoda; Chromadorea; Rhabditida; Rhabditidae
Source: the annotation of a GenBank genome assembly
AUGCUGCUGGAGAACGAGAAAUUCCUGUCGGAGCUGGGCAAGCUGUUCAUGAAAUCGCGGAUGACGGGCAAUUCGCAGAGCCUCAGGAUUACGAUGAAGCCCUAUGACGGCAGAGAGAAGCCAAUCCCACGCGGCAAACAGCUCGAUGAUGACGCGAGUUUGGUGCUGUUUCGAGCGGUGGUCGGUGCCGAGAAGAUAUCCACCGUCGUACGCCAAAAAGAGGUGAACCAGUUCCACGCGCAAUACUCGGCCUGUCUUCUCCGCAAUAUGGAUGGGCUGCAGCGGGCGAAAAAGACGACCGAUGGAUCGGCAAAGACUUCCGCCACAAAUAGACCCAAAAAU